AUGUCACAAUACAUCACAGAGGCAUUCUUCGAAAGCCACUUUUUCUUCAUUUCCCCCCAACAACGACUGGUAUGUCAGGAGAUUGAUGAAAACCCAGACAUUCUUGGUCGCUCCGACGCCAAAAGUUGCCUGUGUCCGGGGUCUUUUAGGGGCGAGGUCCCGCGGGUCACUGACUGGUUGCAUCAGCCUCUAAACGCCUCACAUUCUGGCACAUGCGACUGCCGGCUCCGACGGCUCUGGUGGCUGCGGACGCCGGGAAGGCAGCGGCACCGAUCGGCCUCGACCCAGUCCGAGAACCGUCAACAGCACAGCAGACCGGCCGAGGCUGUUGUCAACAGGGAGCUGGUGUCCACAAGUCGCAGAGUCCUCCUCACUUUCGGCGUGUUCACAGCGAAUUUGGAAAAUGAAUGCCGGCCUGCAGUUGCAGCCGACAGCCACUCAGCCACUCAGCCACUCAGCCAUUCAGCCCGACCAUGGCAUACGCCAUCCCCUCGGCAGACAAGUCGUAGCAACAACACUAGCAGCAGCAACAGCAACAGCAAAAGCAGCAGCAGCAGAAACAACAACAACACAAACAACAACGGCAAAUGCACAAACUAUCUGCAUAAACAGAGACCUACAUACAGAAGGAGAGGGAGAGAAGCGAGAGGAGGGCUGCACCAGAAAGAGCAGACAUGGCUGAAAGACCUAGAAGCAGAUACACUCGCGUUGCCACGUGAAGAACAGACUGGCCGGGCCGAUUGCUGCGUCUGGUGGAGCUGGUCUGUCCAACCGGUAGCUCUCGAGGCGUCUGAUUGGCUACAGCAUCCGGGCUCGGUCGGUCUGGAGCCUUCGAAACCGGCGCCUAUCAUUGCCCACUGCCUGUCCCUCCGACUCACUCGUCACCAUGAUUUUCAACUGCCAGCCCAGCUAUCGGCCCGUCUGGCUAUUAUUCGUCUCCGCCUGGACGUUGUUGUCUCGACAGUCGAGUCAUUGGAGUCGUCU
Molecule: messenger RNA, 984 nt
Organism: Protopolystoma xenopodis
Lineage: Eukaryota; Metazoa; Platyhelminthes; Monogenea; Polystomatidea; Polystomatidae
Source: the annotation of a GenBank genome assembly